Molecule: messenger RNA, 3308 nt
Organism: Lineus longissimus
Lineage: Eukaryota; Metazoa; Nemertea; Pilidiophora; Heteronemertea; Lineidae
Product: sterol O-acyltransferase 1-like
Exons: 13
Coding region: 100-1662 (520 amino acids)
Biological process (GO): cholesterol metabolic process
Cellular component (GO): endoplasmic reticulum membrane
Source: RefSeq, a predicted model, not a curated record
GUACCAGUUCACUUUAUUUCGUAAAGAAUCAGCAGUACUGAACAUUGUACAUAUAUGCAAUUCUGUGACUAUUUUAUUUGAAGAUCGCAAAUUUGGGAGAUGUUGCGUGCCGAUACAUGGGCUGAUGGUGAUGGGGAUCUCAGCCCAAAGAGACAGGCAUUUAUACGGCAGAUAAACUUACAGAAGUUACGAGACAAAGCUCAGAAAUCGCGUUCAGACCUGCUGGGGCAAUUUGAGACACAUCUGAGUGAAUUGGUUGAUGACAUUCUCACAGAUGUUGAUGACAUCGAACAGAAACCACCAGAUGCUGUUGGUGAUCACGUUAAGAAGAAAAGAGAUGAAGGGAGUCUGCCCGAUAAAGAAUUUGUUGCCAGGAGGUCCAUUCUUACGGAGCUCCUUGAAAUCGAUCACAUCCGCACCAUAUAUCACAUCUUCGUCGCCAUAUUGAUUGUGUUCAGUUUACAGACGCUCGUCUAUGAUUGGAUCGAAAAGGAAAAUUUUCUACCAGAGUUUGAGCUCAUCACGUGGGCGUUUGGUAAAUUCCCUAUCGUGAUCACGCUAUGGGUUGGCAUGGUUGGAUGCACAAUGUUCAUUGUUUAUCCGAUGUUCUCUUACUGGGCAGCGAUGAGAUCUCCAGGAAAAGGAGGUGUCGCAGACUACAUCUGGCUGACAAUCUACUUAAUCUAUCAAGUUCUAUUUAUAACUCUUCCUAUCUACUGGACGGCCCAGAAUGAGCUUCCUAUCGCUUCCAAAGUGAUUGUCGCAUCGGAGCAGGUCCGUCUCAUCAUGAAAGCACAUGCCUUCAUCAGGUCAAAUAUACCUGGCGUGAUUCAACAUAAAAAAAACGAUGAACUUUCAUCCAAAGAAGGAACGGUCCCAGAUUUCUCAAAGUAUUUAUAUUUCCUGUUUGCACCAACACUUGUUUACAGAAAUUCAUAUCCCAGGACAGCCACAAUACGGUGGAACUAUGUAUUCACAAACUUUGCCCAGGUUUUCGCUUGCUUAUUUUACGUUUAUUACAUAUUCGCACGGUUCUGCGUGCCGGUUUUCAAGAACUUCAGCCAAGAAUCGGUCACGCCCAAGAAGCUUCUCUUCUCUGUGUUCGGCUGCAUGCUGCCAGGGACCCUUGUUCUCUUCAUCACAUUCUUCGCAGUGCUGCACUCCUGGCUGAAUGCCUUUGCCGAGAUGUUACGGUUUGGCGAUCGGUUAUUCUACAAAGAUUGGUGGAACAGCUCAUCAUUUGCCAACUACUACCGGACGUGGAACGUGGUCGUCCACGACUGGUUGUAUACAUAUGUCUACAAGGACUUCUAUUGGUGUUGUGGUAAAAGCAGCCGACCAGCAGCGAUGGCGAUCGUAUUCCUCCUCUCGGCCGUUGUACAUGAGUACAUCCUGAGCGUCUCCUUUGGUUUCUUCUAUCCUGUCUUGUUCAUCUUGUUUGCUGGCGCUGGAUUUGGCUUUGUAUUCCUGAAUGAUCGGCGGUUUAAGCGUAGUGGCAACAUCUUCAUGUGGGUAGCACUGUUCAUGGGCACAGGUAUCUUGAUGUGUUUGUACAGCAUGGAGUGGUACGCCCGGCAGAACUGCCCCAUUACAACGGAUUCCUUCAUCGAUUACCUGAUCCCUCGGUCGUGGACUUGUGAUGUUUUGUUCGAGGGAUUAUAGUUACAGAAACCAUCUUGGACCAGAGACUUAUGAUAAACAAACUGAAGAUGAAUGGAAUCGUUGAUAGAUUGGGUUUAACAAUCCUGACUUUUGUUGCACCACUUCCCAAGAGACAUUCUGAAAUGUGUUAUGUUUAAAGAAAGUGUCCGCGUGGAUCACAAUGUAGGCACAGUCUUUUGAGCUCUGGGAUUUGCAUCUCAUUUCCAACUUGUUGCACAAAUUCCACAAAGACGUUCUAAAUGCAAUCAUGUUUUCAGAAGAACAUUCGCAUGAAUCAGAGUGUAGACACAGUGACUGAACUCAUAGAGUUGAACUCUUCCUUUCCUGUAUCUCUUUAUUUUUAAAUGGGUCACUAGUGGUGUAUUUGAUGCGGUUCACCACACCAGAUAGGUACCAGGGUUAGGUGGCGAAGAGCUCCUUGAGUGAGGUUGGCAGUCGCCCCCUAAACUGUCUCUGAAUACAGUUGUCAGUUGUGACCAAUUUAUGCCUACAAUAUACUUUUGUGAAGUCAGAUGAAUUACCUCAAUAAACAGGAUGUCAGCAUCCCAUUUAAAAUAUUAUUCAAGACAAAACUUAAACAUAACACUUUUAUGCUGUUGUGUAUCAACCUUGAUUGAAAGGCUGUGAAUUUUCUUUAUCUUAUGUAGACCUGUACCAGUGUGUUGAUCAUAUGCGUGUGUUAGCUUGUGUAGGUAAUUGUUUAAUAGUAAUAAUUUAUAAUGUAGUUGUGAACCUUGGUCAGGUGCUGGUUUGAAUCGAAUGCCAUGGAGUCUUUAAGAGUUUCAUGAUGUAACCAUACUUGAUUUGAUUAGUAUUUGAGUGGUGUUCAUAGAGCCUGUAAACUUAUGUAGACUUCAACUUUUGUUGAUGGUAUGAACAAUGCUAAACAUGUGCCAUUUGUGCUUAUUUGGGAACAACCUUUCUGUACUUUUCUCAACAUGACUGUAGAUUAUUGUAUUUAUACAUGUAGUUCUGUGAAGCAAAAUAUGCCACUUACAUGUACAUGUAUUUUUUCAGAUAUGGUGAUAAAAAAUGUUUAUUUUGGUACUUGCUGAAUGAUGAAUCACUUAAGGUAUUGGACGGAUCAUGGAAGUUUAAACCAGUUAUAAAUUAACUUCUAGAUCAACAAGGUGGGAAUACUUGUCUACAACCAGGCUACAUUAUGAUACUUGUGUUAGUAGGCCUUCCGUUUAAGACAGUGUAUAUUGUGAUCUAUCAGUUAGUAUUUGGCAGGGUAUCUAUCAUACAGGUGCAUGUGUUUUGGUUUUUGGACGUGGUACCCGGAUAUGAAACUAUAGUGUUGUGCCUUAUGUACAUGUAGUUAAAAGUUCGAUAACAGAAUGAAAAAGGUUAUUACAAAAUACCUCCGUCAAUUAUUUAAAUCUACCGAAAAAAAUUUUUUUUUUGGUGUACUGGUUAUUUCAGUGUUUUGGCCAAAGAAACAUGUCUUAAUGAUGGCAUAAUACAAGCUAUGUAACUUCAAGUUAGCUAUUUCAAGCUUGACACCAUUCAAUAAGUGGACCACUAUUUUAAAUAUUUAUGUUGCCUAGCAAUAGUAAUUGUAUCAAAUUUUAUUUUUCAAAAAGAAUGGUACUAGAUGUUCUUGAACAAAUGAUAAUAAACUUAUGUAGAACAUUGGAUAAUGA